Symbiodinium necroappetens is the source of this 171-nucleotide messenger RNA. Lineage: Eukaryota; Dinophyceae; Suessiales; Symbiodiniaceae. The record is from the annotation of a GenBank genome assembly.
AUGGUCUACAAUGGACAUAUCUGGCACUCUUCGUUUUACCCCCUGUCUUCUUUGACCCGGCUUUUGGUGCGGAAUCCUAUGGCGGGCCGACUGAUGCUGCAGCAUGGGCUGAAAGUACCCGCACUACAGGAGGCUUUCAGCACAUGGAAGGAGAUCAUGGAUGCAGCGGAA